UGGUCGAAUUUCAUCAUAUUCUGGGAUCUGACCUUGAAAAUCAGAAUGAUUUAGACACUUGAAAAUAUCAAAGACGUGGGUAAUGUGACAUAAUAAAGUAAAGACUCUAUAUCAAAAGAUUUUGACAGUUCAUCUGGCGAAUAAUUUGUUGGUUAAAUAAAUCCAACAGAAUUGUUUUGAGUAGAAAAUUUAAGUUACACGAUUGAUCUGCUUUUUACAUCUGAUUUUUUUAAUAUCAGAUCAAAUAACAAUUAUGACAGAAAAAAUUAAAUCACUUUUUCACAAGGCAAAAUUGGAUGUGAAAUUUAUGAAUGCUGGAAAAGGACACAAAUUGACAGAAUCAACUAGCAAUGAUGGAUCUACUUCUGUAGUAGAGCCAAGAAAAAGAGUGGAACCUACAGAAGAAGCUAAAGUAGCUGGUCAAGCAGCUUUGGCAAGAUUGGAAGCAAAAGAAUCUAACAUAAAAAGAUUUAACACAUCAUAUGCAGCUAUUAAAGCACAAGUGAAACGAGAAUUAGAACAAAAAAGAAAAGCACAACAAAAUGUAGAGAAAAAUUAUGUGCAAUCAGAAGAAAAAGCUGAAAAUGCAGUUAAGGAUAAUUCUUUGUUAGCUGUUACCAAUGUAUACUAUUGUUGUCCAUAUUUAUCUAAUGAAGUAUUAUCACAAGAUGAAUGGAAAGUAAAAAUAAAAGAAUUUUUAUAUGAACAAUUGAAAGGAGAAGAUACGGGUUUAAUAUCAUGUUUAAUUAUACAAAAUUGCAAUAGUAAAAAGAAUAAAAUUGAUGCUUGUGUUGAAACACUUGGAAAAUAUCUAGAAAAUAUUAUAAAUAAUCCAGGGGAAGAAAAAUAUCAGAAAAUUAGGAUGCAGAAUAGAGUAUUUCAGGAUAAAGUGGCCCCAAUUGAAGGUGCAUUAGAGUUUUUAAAUGCUGCUGGUUUUCAUCAAAAGAAGUUAUUGAAUAAUGAUAAGGAAGAUGAUUUCUUAAUCCUUAAUGCAGAUAAUUGUGAUAUUGAAAACAUUACCAUGUUAUUGGAAGCAUUAAAAAUUGCACAGCCCAUUCCACUGGAACUAAACAGAAAUCUUCAAGUAUUGUUACCUAUGCAAGCAAACAAAAGAACUGAAUUGCCAUCGAGCUUUUUCAAUUUAACUGCUGAAGAUAUAGAGAAAGAACAACAACUUCGAACUGAAGCAGUUGAAAGAGAUCAGAUGUUAAGAACGAAAGCCAUGAGAGAAAGAGACGAAAAAGGGAGACUCAGAAAAUAUAAAUUUUCAUUGAUCCGUAUAAAAUUUCCAGAUAAUCUUAUUUUACAAGGAACAUUUUCUAUACAUGAAAGUUUUCAAAAUGUUGUUAAUUUUGUUAGUGAGAAUUUGAUUAAUAACGAGAGGCCUUUCAGCUUAAAAAAGCUUCCUCGAACAAUAUUCAGUGAAGAUUCUUUUGAUAAAACAUUACUUGAAUUAGAAUUAUUCCCUGCUGUAAUAUUGAUGUUUUCCUGGAAAAGUAAAUCAGAUGAAACGAGUGACAACGAAUCUGUAGGAUACUUAAAAGAAGAGUUACUUUCUAUCAUACAACCUGCUUAAAUUUGUAUUAUCUAAUCUUUACAAAUUGUAAUUAUAAAUACUGAAGAAGAUAAA
Molecule: messenger RNA, 1630 nt
Organism: Bombus pyrosoma
Lineage: Eukaryota; Metazoa; Arthropoda; Insecta; Hymenoptera; Apidae
Gene: Gint3
Product: UBX domain-containing protein 6
Exons: 7
Coding region: 254-1576 (440 amino acids)
Cellular component (GO): cytoplasm
Molecular function (GO): protein binding
Source: RefSeq, a predicted model, not a curated record